Molecule: messenger RNA, 2992 nt
Organism: Tribolium castaneum (red flour beetle)
Lineage: Eukaryota; Metazoa; Arthropoda; Insecta; Coleoptera; Tenebrionidae
Gene: Rhau
Product: RHAU helicase
Exons: 5
Coding region: 90-2936 (948 amino acids)
Cellular component (GO): cytoplasm; intracellular anatomical structure
Molecular function (GO): ATP binding; RNA helicase activity; G-quadruplex DNA binding
Source: RefSeq, a predicted model, not a curated record
GUUUAUCCACUUCAAAAUGUGGAAAACAAAACGAAAAGCUUAAACAGCGAUACUACACUUCGAAAUUUCUGCUAAAUUACUGUCGUUUCAUGUUGGUGGUACGUUUUCCCCCACGGCGGCGAGCUUUCCCCCAUGUCAGUCAUUACAUAACCCCACUUUUUGCUCAAAAUUUUUUGUUUUCAACAAAAAAAAUGUCGAGUAAAAGAGACCGAAUGGGCAAUAGAAAAGAGGGUAAUCAUGAGAGACCACCUUCGCACUUGCGAGGUAAACAAAUCGGCAUGUAUUAUGCCCAAAGAAACAGAGAAAGGAAUGAAGCGAACAGGAAACGACCAUUGGGGACCAUCUUGUUAUCAGAAUCUCGCAAGAAUCAAAUCCAAGCAGUAUUAAAUUCCACAUCGUUCAAAAAUAUUUUUGCUACUACCAGCAGCACGUACGAGCAUCUUGAAGACUCAGCUUUCAAACGGAGCUUUCUUCGAGUUAUUAACGAGACCAUUGACGAAAAGUUGCAACACACGUGCGCACGUCUCGCCGAAGAUGCAACUUUGAAUCAAUCACUGUAUGAAGAUUUUUUGCAAAAACAGUCUAGUCCUAAAUACAUGAACAUGAUAGCAAAACGGACGAAGCUGCCGGCGUUUAAUAUGAAAGACGAGAUCUUGAAAGUCAUUGACGAGAAUCAAGUUGUUGUGAUCAGUGGCGAGACUGGGUGCGGAAAAACGACCCAAGUUGCUCAGUUUAUCCUUGAUGAUUUUUUGCAAAAGCAGAAAGGCUCAGUGUGUAAGGUUUUAUGCACACAACCACGCAGAAUUAGCGCUAUUGCCGUGGCACAGAGGGUGGCCGAGGAACGCGGUGAGGAGCUGGGCCACAGCGUGGGGUACCAUAUCAGGAUGGAAAGACGUCCGCCUCGCGAUCGGGGCUCCAUCUGUUUUUGCACAACUGGCGUGGUUCUAAAAAUCAUGGAAUCGGACGCUUCGCUCUCUUGGGUCUCCCACUUGAUCCUUGACGAAAUCCACGAACGUGACGUAAUGUCCGACUUCAUCCUAGCACUCAUUAAAAAAAUCAAAGCGAAACGAAGCGACUUGAAAAUCAUUUUGAUGAGCGCCACUCUCAAUUCGGAAAAAUUCUCAAAGUAUUACGACAACGCCCCGCAUCUAAACAUCCCCGGGUUCACCUACCCCGUCCAGGAAUUCUACCUCGAAGACGUCCUACAACGCACCGGCUUCGUCUUCGAGUCCACGCACCGCAUCAAACACAAAAAAACCAAAAUGUACAGCGACUUCAUCGAGCCACAUGUCCGCCAGCUAGAGCGCACGAGACAGUACAGUCGCCAGGUCUGCAUCCAGCUGCGCAACCCCGAAUGCGAGGACAUCAACCUGGAGCUGAUCCUCCAGCUCGUCAUCGACGUCUGUGGGAAGGAGCGGGACGAAGGCGCGAUUUUGAUUUUCCUGACCGGCUUCCACGAAAUCUCCACUUUGAGCCGCCUUAUGUCGGAAAGUGGGCGUUUCCCGCCCGGCAAAUUCCUCAUUUUCCCCCUACACUCGCUCAUGCCGACGCUGGAACAAAAGCAGAUCUUCGACACGCCCCCUCGCGGCAUGCGAAAAAUCAUCAUCGCCACGAACAUUGCGGAGACAUCGAUCACAAUCGACGACGUUGUUUAUGUGAUCGACUGCGGAAAAAUCAAAGUUACGAACUUCGACGCCCGAACAAACUCGGACAUUUUAGCCCCCGAGUGGGUGUCGUUAGCCAAUGCCAACCAACGUAGAGGGCGCGCAGGCCGCGUCAAGCCCGGCAUGUGCUUCCAUCUCUUCACAAAGGCCCGGAACAUGGUUCUGGAGCAAUACCUCCUGCCUGAGAUUUUACGCAAACGGCUGGAGGAUGUGAUUUUGACCGCGAAAAUCCUACAGUUGGGCCCAGUCGAGCCGUUUUUCGCCCAGUUAAUCGACUCACCGGACCCCGGAGCGGUCACGGUAGCCCUAGAGUUGCUAAAGCGCAUGAACGCGUUAACCGACGACGAGAAAUUAACCCCGUUGGGGUACCACUUGGCCAAGUUGCCCAUGGCGCCACAGAUCGGCAAAAUGAUCCUUUUCGGCGCCAUUUUCAGCUGCUUGGACCCCAUUUUGUCGAUCGCCGCGGCGCUCGAUUUCAAAGACCCGUUCCAGUUGCCGGUGGAUAAAGAAAGGGAAGUGUACAAAAUGAAACUGGAACUGGCACGGGGCGUGAAAAGUGACCACUUGUUGUUUCACGAAGCUUUGCGGGGGUUUGAGGAGAGCGGAAACGCGCGGCAGUACUGCUGGAACUACUUCCUGAGUCACCAGACCAUGAAGCAACUGCAGGACUUGAAGAAACAGUACAUGGAGUAUUUGUGCGAGAUGAACUUCGUGCGAGAUUCGGACCCGAAAAACCCUGAGUGUAAUUUGAAUUGGGAUAAUCUGAGCCUGGUUAAGGCCAUCAUUUGCGCUGGGUUGUACCCGAACAUUAGCAUUUCGCCUGUUUUAGGGAAGGCGCCCGUGAGGACGCCCAGUAUGAGGCGGUUGAAGCUUCAUCCGAAAUCAAUUUUGGCCGAGUGUAAAUACUUCGAUACAAACAUCCUCGUUUAUUAUAAGAAAAUGAAAUCGAAAGUGGAUUUUAUUUACGACGCGUCAUUAAUUCACCCGUUACCUGUGAUAUUUUUCGGCGAUAGGUUUAACCAGAUUUGUGAGGAUGGGCGCAGUUUCAUUUCCAUUAACCAGAAUUUGAGGUUUAAGUGUUCGGAAAGCACGGCUUCGAUUAUUAAGGAACUGAGAGAUCGGUUCAAUUGGUUUUUGGAAUACAAAAUAUCACACCCGGGGCCAGUGGUGUGGGGAGGAGACGAUGAGACGCAAAUUUUAAGUCUUAUAAUGGAACUGAUUACUUGCGAAGACAUGGAAGAGUUCGAUGAUGAUGCGUUUGAUGACGAAUGAAAACAUGUUUCCAAUUUUGUAAAAAAAUGUUUUGGUUAAUAAAUUAAUAAUUCAGA